UUAAACGGCGAUUUAUACAACUAAUUUAUCAUUGAUUCCCGCAAACCCAGCUUCAUACUUCGAUUGCCAAACAAUUCGGAUAUUUUGCGACAUUGCAGCAGACGAACUUUCAAAUUCUUGACAAAGUGUCUUCUUCCGUGGCGGAUGGAUUGGAAAUUAUAACAAAAUAAAGCGGAGCUUGAUACCAAGCUUUUGUGUAAUGGGCGUCGAAAAUAUGCGAUAAGUUUCAUUCUUUUCGCGUGAAACAGUUAAUUCAAGGCAUUUAUAAUAUUGUGAUGACAUAUUUUGAUAAUGGCUGGAAUUCUCUAGAUAGUAUUGUAGACUCAGUGCUAUAGACUCAUAUUUAUCGCGACUAUCUUGUGAAUUUCUUUGAGUGAUUGAAGUCAAGUUAUCCUGUGAGACUAUACACGGAUCUAUGUGAUAAAUAUUUUUUGUUUGUUACUUAUUUAUUGAAUAUUUGGUGCUUUUGUAUUUGAACAUUAUGUUAGACUACUGCUCAAGUUCUAGUUCUUCACCGCGGUACCAGUCACCGAGUCCAACAAUGACGUCAUUACCUUACAGUAUGGCAGAAAUGAUGUCGUCUGCUAAUAUGGCCGCCAAUAUGGCUGCCGCUGAAAGUCAAAGACAAUCUGCAUUUGUGCUAAGCAGUCCGCAACUGGCGGCUUUACAUAAUAUGACAGAAAUGAAGACUCCUAGAUCGUGUUCAAGCCCGCCAAAUCUACAGAGUCCCUAUUCAAACUAUUCACAAUCGUCGUUAAAACAGUUAAGUAUAGCCAUGUCACAAAGCGGCACUUCACAUCGUAUCUCAGACAUUUUGAAUCGUCCACUCGUGCAAAAUCCUCUCGGACUUCCGCAGUUGAAUGCAAGCAUGUACCUCAAUUCUCAAGCCGGAUUCAAACUCGCCGAGCUUCCAGGACGGGCACCAAUCUAUUGGCCUGGCAUGAUCGGGGGACCAAACUGGAGACCGUCUUCAGGGAAUAUGAUCAUAGACAAAGAUGGCAAGAAGAAACACACGAGGCCCACAUUUUCUGGGCAACAGAUUUUUGCCCUCGAGAAAACGUUCGAGCAGACGAAAUAUUUGGCGGGACCGGAAAGAGCGAGAUUAGCAUACGCACUGGGCAUGUCGGAAAGUCAGGUCAAGGUAUGGUUCCAAAACAGACGAACAAAAUGGCGGAAGAAGCAUGCGGCGGAAAUGGCGUCAGCAAAAAAGAAACAAGAAUUCGCAGAAUCAAUGGAUGAUGGUUCCGACCAGGAAGACGACAUAGCAGAUUGUUGAACUGAUAGAAUACAAACACACAGGGUACCAGUUAUACAAAAUGGCAUCUAUGUAUUAUUAGUACAUGGCUGAACCUCAUCUACAUAAUUCUUGACUAAAAACCGUCACCGUACCUUGCAGGAUCGGGAAUAUACGAAACAAAUGUCAAGUGAUAUUAAAAUAUAUAUCUGUGUUCUAAUGGUUUAUGAUCCAUUAAUGAUAUUAUUAUACAUUUGUAGAAGGAUUAUUUCCUCCUUAGAUGGAUAUACGUGUUAUAACAUUUUUCAAUAGGGACAGCUGUGUGACUAGUUUAUGUAACUUGUCCCUCGUGUCACUUAAACUGUCCUUGUGAAAUCCAUUAAAACUGUGAUUAAAACAUUAUUAUGUGUUACAAUUGGAAAAAACUGUGUGCUAUGAAAACUCAGAAUGAGACCAGAUCUUUAGAUCUAAUAAAUGGACUUCUUGGAAGCAGUGUUUUUGCUGACAUGGGUUACAAUGUCUAUAGAUUGCACGUAUUGCUGUAUAUUUCAGUAUAAAUGUUUAGAUUGCAUGUUUGUCUGUAUAGAUUUUGUUAUAAUAAAUUAUCAAAAGUAAUAAAAUAUGAACAUAAUUUUACGA
This is a messenger RNA of Mercenaria mercenaria, 1873 nucleotides long. Its product is annotated as homeobox protein Nkx-6.2-like. The transcript is spliced from 3 exons. Gene Ontology annotation, biological process: regulation of transcription by RNA polymerase II; cell differentiation. Lineage: Eukaryota; Metazoa; Mollusca; Bivalvia; Venerida; Veneridae. The record is from RefSeq and is a predicted model, not a curated record. Gene Ontology annotation, cellular component: nucleus. Gene Ontology annotation, molecular function: RNA polymerase II cis-regulatory region sequence-specific DNA binding; DNA-binding transcription factor activity, RNA polymerase II-specific. The coding region runs from base 482 to 1276 and encodes 264 amino acids.